This is a messenger RNA of Ambispora leptoticha, 1942 nucleotides long. NCBI's taxonomy places the organism in Eukaryota, Fungi, Glomeromycota, Glomeromycetes, Archaeosporales, Ambisporaceae. The record is from the annotation of a GenBank genome assembly.
AAUAAUAGAGACUGUGCAACAAUCGAUUUCUUUUGUCAUAAAAAUUUUCGUUCCGUACAUGAUCAAAUCUCAAUCUUUACUUACACCCGAGAUCGAAAAAAAACUUAGUUACCCAGAGUACUGGGAAAGAGAUUCCACAUUAUGGGGAAGCGUAGCGGAUUGGGAUCUCUAUUUUAUCAAUGAAAUGCCCGGCUCGUCAUGCGAUGUAGCACAUAAAACACUAGCGAGUGAACUUGAAACACUCCUUAAUCACUUUUCUGAAAAUAGUCGUGAAUGGUGCAAGGCAAAAGCGAUCAGGAAACAACUGAAGCAUUUACUUACAGUCUUUCUUUCUGAACUUUUGAAGCUAAAAAACUCCAGUAAGUCUAUUGUCUCGACGAUUUGGAAGGAGCAUCAAGAAGCAAUACUACGGGCUACAGUUGAAAAUAAGAUCAAUGAAAAUAUUAAUAAGCGUAAAAUCGAAGAUGUAGCGAGGAAUGUUACAAGUGCAACAGCAAAAGCUUGUUAUGCACCGAGUGGUUACGAGAUCCCAAAACGUCCCCGAAUAGAUUACAAAAACUUGGAUCAUAAUGUUGAUGAAGGUAACGAUGAAGAAAAUAUAGACCUUCUGGAACAAUCAACCAGCGAAACAUCACUUAUGCAAUCAACCAAUGAAACAUUACCUAUGCAAUCAACCAAUGAAACAUUACCUAUCGAGGAUUACCUGAAAAAAUUCGAGGGAGCGUACUUGGAAUUAGAUCACAAUCAUAUGUGGUUGCUGAAAAGUGGUCGUAAAGUAGAAGAAGUUAUUUAUCAAUUCGCCAGAAAUCUUCCCGAAGAGUCAUAUUUACACUCAUUUAUGAUCAAUGACAUCGAUGUGGUCACCAAAUCACUAUUUUCAGAUGAGGAGUGGAAGGAAAUCACCACCUCAGUGACUAAGGAUAAACCAAAACUUGAGAAUUCUCUUGUAAGCCUACUGAAAAAAUAUACAGUUGAUAAUUUUGAGAGACUACGUGAUGUUCUUUUUGAACCAUUUAUACCGGAUGGAUGCAAAUAUGAUCGGAAACAUCAUUUUGAUCUUGAUUUUAUUAAUGGUGCUUAUCGAGGAAUUUUACGUUUGUGGGAAAUGGAUGAAAACCCUAUUAUUGACUCUUUAUUAGAAGGCUGGUACGAAAUGAACAUGUGGAGUCGGGUAAUUGACCCAGCUUUUGACAACCUCAAUAUUGAUUUAGUGCGUGGCGAGAGUAUGAGUUACGCAUCAAGUGAUAGAAAAAACCUUACCAGAGCAACAAAUGAUCGAAAGAAGCUUGGCCGAAAAGGCGAUGGAGUAUUCAGAUUACGCAAGGAUCGUUUAGAGUUUGGUGCAAUAGAAACGGGUCGAAAAUGGGAAGGGAAGAGUGGAACCAAAUAUAUGACAGAUUCGUUAAAAAUAUGUAAAAUGUUAAAAGAUAUGUUAAACCAGCUUGCCAUUGAAUGUGAUAUGAAAGAAGACCUCGUGAGGAAAUUACAAGUAGUCGGAAUACUUAAUGGAGCAAACAGAAUUCAGGUCAUGACAGUUGACCUCCCUAAGGGAUAUAUUACUCGUAUUCAACGCAGAAAGGUCUAUGAAAUCGCUGGUCGUCUAUCAAAAUCUAAACCGCUUGCUUUUGUUCUAAAAGAAAUACUAUGUGCGAAAUCUAUCAUAAUGCAGACAUUCGGUAUAAUAAACAAGAAAGAUGAUGUUGAUCUCGAAAAUUUUCUCAAUGAUUCUGAUGAUCAAGAUGGAUAUCACACACCUCCUAGGACCGUUAUAUCAAAGACAUUUGUGACUCCACAGAAAGAGGGUACUAAAGAUGUAAUUAAUGAAAAAGAAAAGAAAAGCGCGAUCCGAAUAUUACGAGCUGGGAGUGAUGUGAAUUACCAACUGGGAGAACCGGAGUUUGAUGCAAUACAUCAUCCGAAGCGCGAUCCGAGUCGGGAAUGA